Molecule: messenger RNA, 1107 nt
Organism: Raphanus sativus (radish)
Lineage: Eukaryota; Viridiplantae; Streptophyta; Magnoliopsida; Brassicales; Brassicaceae
Product: protein PHR1-LIKE 3
Exons: 6
Coding region: 119-988 (289 amino acids)
Molecular function (GO): DNA-binding transcription factor activity; DNA binding
Source: RefSeq, a predicted model, not a curated record
UCGUCUCAUCGCUGUCUCGGAACCAGCCUGACCCGUAUAGAAACCGAAUACCCACCCAUCUCGGCACACUGCUAGAAAUCAGCAUCACAUUCCCCGGGGAAAACAAAAGAAAAUAAAAAUGUACUCUGCGAUUCGGUCGUCGCUUCCGCUAGAUGGCAGCAUGGGAAUAGAGUAUUCCGACGGAACUAACCUUCCCGUCGACGCCUGCUUGGUCCUAACUACUGACCCCAAACCCCGCCUUCGCUGGACUUCAGAGCUCCAUGAGCGAUUCGUCGACGCCGUCACCCAGCUCGGCGGUCCCGACAAAGCAACGCCCAAAACGAUAAUGAGGACGAUGGGGGUGAAGGGUCUCACUCUCUACCACCUCAAAUCUCAUCUUCAGAAAUUCCGCCAGGGAAGGCAGUCAUGCAAAGAAUCAACUGAAAACUCUAAGGAUGUUUCUUGUGUUGCGGAGAGUCAGGACACGGGUUCAUCUUCAACGUCAUCCUUAAGAUUGGCUGCCCAGGAACAGAACGAGAGCUAUCAGGUUACUGAAGCUUUGCGUGCCCAGAUGGAAGUUCAAAGAAGACUACACGAGCAGCUAGAGUAUGCGCAGGUGCAACGGCGACUACAGCUCAGGAUCGAGGCACAGGGGAAGUAUCUGCAAUCAAUUCUAGAGAAAGCUUGCAAGGCUAUAGAGGAUCAAGCUGUUGCGUUCGCUGGGCUAGACGCAGCUAGAGAAGAGCUUUCAGAGCUAGCCAUAAAGGUCUCCAGUGGGUGCCAAGGCACAUUCGACACCACCAAAAUGACGGUUCCAUCCUUAUCUGAGCUUGCUGUAGCGAUAGAGCACAAGAACAACUGUUCAGCAGAGAGUUCAAGCACUGUGGGAAGCCCGGUUUCAGCUUCUUUGAUGAAGAAGAGGUAUAGGGGUGUGCUUGGAAACGGAGAAAGACUUGUUAUGGGCCAUGAAGCUGGGUGGGUUAUGCCUAGUAGUAGUAGCCUUGGGUGAAGGUAGAGAGGAGGCCAGAUUUUAGAUAAUUUGCUUUGUUCUUGUAAUUUAAACUUGAAAAACUGUCAGCUAAUGUAUAAAUUUGUUGAAGCUCUAGUGUCUCCUUUAGUUUUGCUGCA